Populus nigra (black poplar) is the source of this 963-nucleotide messenger RNA. RefSeq lists its product as uncharacterized. The record is from RefSeq and is a predicted model, not a curated record. Gene Ontology annotation, molecular function: DNA-binding transcription factor activity. Lineage: Eukaryota; Viridiplantae; Streptophyta; Magnoliopsida; Malpighiales; Salicaceae. The coding region runs from base 1 to 963 and encodes 320 amino acids. The transcript is spliced from 4 exons. Gene Ontology annotation, biological process: regulation of DNA-templated transcription.
AUGGAAACUUUUUCCCUUUGUCCAAAAGAGAAUCCAGCACGUACUUUUGGAAACCCCGUUGAAAUGAUUUUUCCACCCUACAGCACCGAUUACAUCUCUACUUGUGCAAUAGAAUCUUCAGAGGGCUUUUUGAGGCCUGUGGAAGGAGAGUCGCACCAUCAACGCGCCUCUUCUGAUAGUUUUCUGGUUGAGCAAUUAUCUUGGCUUGAUGAUCUCCUGGAUGAGCCAGACUUGCCUUUGUACAAAAGUCAUCGACGUUCAUCAAGUGACUCUGUUGCUUUCCCGGACACGGCAAGCAAGACAUUUAGGAAAGAGGAAACCAUGCUCAAAACUAGUGCUGCAGCUGGUGGACCUACUUGGGAAUUUCACACCAUUAAUUAUCAUGAAAAUUCUUGGAAAACUAGCUUUCAUUCAGGUUCUACUCCUGACAAGGAAAAGAAUAAGUCCAGGGAAUCACCCCUGAUUUCUGUGACCAGCAGUUUCAGUGGAGUUGUGCCUUCAACGGAUAGCAUUACUCUUCAAGACUUUGCUCCACAAGAACCAGCUGGAGUAGGUUUGCCAUCGAAACCUAUUGUCAAGCAAAAUCAAGAUGACUCAGAAGUCUCAUCUAAUGUUAAUCAUAAUCCUUCUAAAUCAAAAACGGAUUCCAAACGUGCUAAGCAGCAAUUCGCUCAGCGUUCACGUUUGAGAAAACUUCAGUAUAUAGCUCAACUUGAAAGAAGUGUCCAAAUAUUAGAGGCUGAAGGAUCUCAAGUUUCAGCCAAUCUUGAAUAUCUAUACCGAAAAAGUCUCAUACUCGGCAUGGAAAAUCAAGCCUUGAGGCAACGUUUGGAUAGUUUAUCACAGGAACAACUCGCAAAAUACCGAUAUGCUAGAGAAAGAAAUAGCAAGGCUUACGUUUUUAUACCAUCAAAAACAGCAGCAAGAGCAAUGGCCGCGACAGCAGAAGCAAAAGCAAAAUGA